UACACAUAAUUUAUAUGGAAUUGUUCCAUUUUCAAGUUCAGGCAACAAAAAAUCUGCAACAAAAUCUUGAUCUCGAUAAGCUUAUGGACAUCAUUUAAAUGGAUUCUACCUUAUCCAACUCAUCCUCAGUCACAAGCCACAUACAACUUUUAUGAGAAUAAAGCCACAUUUUUAUUUUCUUCUGAUACUUGUAGUAAAGAGCGACUAAACCUCCAAGAAUUAAUCCCAAAAGGGCUGUGAUGGUGCUUAUAAUUAUAACAAAGAUAUUGUCAUCGGAACAUAGAUCACUGGGUUUGAGAACAUUGAAUUUUCGUCCAUCCUUACAUUUAACUUCGCUGUAAUCUAAAAUCUUUUGUCGAAAUUUUUGAACAAAAUUCAUAAAUUCAAGACUUUUACAAUCACAUUGCCAUGGAUUGUUGCUCAAGAAAAGCUGUUCGAUGUAUGAACUAUUACUAAUGAAUUUAAUAACUGAAUCGUUAAGUUGCUUUAGGUUGUUAUCUUUUAAAUUAAGAACACGAAGAUGAUUUGGAAUAUUUUCAAUCAUAAUAGAUGAUAUUCGAUUCCCGUUUGCAAAAAGUUUUGUCACAUUGCUAUAACCAGGAGACUUUGAAAUUGUUGGUAAUUUUGUCAAAUUGCCAUUUCCAAUGUUCAAUUCAGCCCCCACAAAGUUCGUAUCAGUCGCAAUUGGUAGUUGAUUUAUAUCAACUGUAGUUGUGCAAUGUAUUAAAAGGUGUCUAUCUUCGGGUCUGGCUUCACAACUGCAACCAUUU
This is a messenger RNA of Clunio marinus, 770 nucleotides long. The record is from the annotation of a GenBank genome assembly. Lineage: Eukaryota; Metazoa; Arthropoda; Insecta; Diptera; Chironomidae.